Neoarius graeffei (lesser salmon catfish) is the source of this 2953-nucleotide messenger RNA. RefSeq lists its product as uncharacterized. The record is from RefSeq and is a predicted model, not a curated record. Bases 92 to 2308 code for a protein of 738 amino acids. Gene Ontology annotation, biological process: regulation of glutamate receptor signaling pathway. The transcript has 19 exons. Lineage: Eukaryota; Metazoa; Chordata; Actinopteri; Siluriformes; Ariidae.
AGUUUAAAAAGAUGAAGACAUCUUGGCAUCAACACAUCCUACAACACAUCCUAUUCACAGCAUACAAAAGGAAAUCAAUCUUAUUACAGACAUGGAGGCCAGAUUCAUUGUGGUGGUUGUGUUCGUCUGUGCUGUUUGUCAUUUAACUGAAGCCAAGUCGUUCACAACGACAGCGCUCACUGCCAACAUCAAUGAUACAGAAUGUGGCAGGUCUAAGCUGUGCGUGUCCAGUGCGCCUAACUGUAAUCCUGAAGGAAACGCCAGCUGUUUUUUCAUCUCUACACAGUUCAGUAAUGCAAUACUGACUGUGGAACUCUCCGGCACGACUUCAGGAUAUGUGGCAUUGGGACUCAACAAUUCUGCAUUCGCCGGCUUGGACAAUGUUGUGCUGGUCUGUGGCAACAAUGAAAGCAGUGCCUUCUUUGAAACAGCAAAACAAAACGGCUCAGCGCUGAGUGGGUUUGACGUGCCCAUCGUAACUAUACCUACAAUUCAGGGAGCAGUAACUGGAAACCAGACUCAUGUUCAGUGUAUCAUCAGCGUCAAUACCACCGGCCUCCCAGUGGGUUCUCAGCUGCCGUUUAUCGUUACCAUCUUUAAUGGAACCACAAAUGGAACAAAGCUGGGAAAUCCAGGAACAGUAUUUACAUCCAACAGAUCAUUAGACCUGGCAAAUCCAACGAGCAACGCCCGAUUCGACAUCACUCGUAACGGGUGUGGCAUCUCGAAGCUGUGCAUAUCGAGUUCGUCUGGCUGCGAUCUUGCAGGAAACUCCAACUGCUUUUUCAGCUCAAUUCAAGUGAAAAACCAAAGUUUCUUCAUUGAACUCAGCGGUACGACAACAGGAUAUGUGGCACUGGGACUCGGUAAACAGGGAACUACAUACGCGUUCGCCUGCGGCAAGAACAACAACAACUUCUUCUUCCAAACAGCUACUCAAAACGGCACAGUUUUGACCCCUGCUAAUGUGACCACUGUACACAGCGCUGAAGGUAAAUUAGCACCAAACACGCCUCUUCAGUGCAUCUUCAACAUCAGCAGCAGUUUCAACAACAUCAGCAGCAAAGCUGAAGACACCCAGUUUAAUGUCACCAUCCUCAAUGGAACCACCAAUGGAACAAGCCUGGGAAAUGCAACUACACAAUUGAAGUCCAGUGGAGCUUUGGACCUGGCAUCUCCAAUCAGUGUCAGCAACGAUCCGUUCAACAUCACUCGUAACGGGUGUGGCAUCUCGAAGCUGUGCAUAUCGAGUUCGUCUGACUGCGAUCUUGCAGGAAACUCCAACUGCUUUUUCAGCUCAAUUCAAGUGAAAAACCAAAGUUUCUUCAUUGAACUCAGCGGUACGACAACAGGAUAUGUGGCACUGGGACUCAGUAAACAGGGAACUACAUACGCGUUUGUCUGCGGCAAUAACAGCAACAACUUCUUCUUCCAAACAGCUACUCAAAAGGGCACAGUUUUGACCUUUGCUAAUGUGACCACUGUACACAGCGUUGAAGGUAGAUUAGCACCAAACAAGCCUCUUCAGUGCAUCUUCAACAUCAGCAGCAGUUUCAACAACAUCAGCAGCAAAGCUGAAGACAACCAGUUUGAUGUCACCAUCCUCAGUGGAACCACCAAUGGAACAAGCCUGGGAAAUGCAACUACACAAUUUAAGUCUAAUGGAGCUUUGGACCUGGCAUCUCCAAUCAAUGUCAGCAACGAUGCGCUUCAGCUCAACAUCACUCGUAACGGGUGUAACAGCUCGAAGCGUUGUUUCUCAAAUGUGGGCAAUUGUGAACCUGCAAAAGACUCCAACUGCUAUUUCAGCUCAGUUAAAGUGAAUAACCAAAAAUUCCUCUUUGAACUCACUGGUUCGACAUUGGGAUAUGUGGCACUGGGACUCACUAAAAAGAAUUCCACCUUUGUGUUUGUCUGUGCAAACAACAACAGCUCUGCUAACAACAGAACAUUCUUCUUUGAAAAGGCUACUAAAAAUGGCACAACUCUGACGCUUGCAAAUGUGACCACCGUCUUCAACAACCAAGGUGAAGUAGCAAAAAACCAGAAUCUUAUUCAGUGCAUCUUCAACACCAGCACCACUUUCAACAUCAGCACCAAAGGUGAAGACGAGAAGUACCAACUCAUGAUCAUGAAUGGAACCACCACUGGAACUAAACUGGGAGACGUAAAGGUGCUAUUUGACACCAAAAGCGAAGUGGACCUCUCUGAUCCUAGUGGGACUUCAAACAGCAACACUGUAAUCGCCAGCCUCUACACUAAUGUGUUUGCUGUGCUGCUCAGCGCUCUGACUCUCCGCCUCCUAUAAAAACCUGCUUUAAUACCAUUCUGAGCCUAUGUUGGCGGGAUCAGCUGAUCAGUGCAUGUGUGUUUAUAGAUAUAUGAAGCUAUUCUUAAUGGGCUGAACACAUCUGUAUGUAAAUGUAUUUUUUUUUCCCUUUCUUCAGUCAAGAAAUGUUUAUUUACACUCAUGUUCUACUUUUCCAUAUAAGAACUUAAUCAGAGAAAAAUGUAUCGAAUAAAAUCUACUUAAUCAUAUUAGCUUAGAUUUUUAUUUUAGAUAAUUUAUCAGGUUUUAUUAAAGGCCACAAUAUCAUCCUGUUUGAAACUGUAAAAGACUCUCAUCUGAUGAGCUGGUUAUUAUGCAGGAGGAAAAUCGUGGGGAGAAACUAGACAUUUAAAGAGUCUCACAAUUUCCACUUAAUUCACAAUAUUGAGUUCACGAGUCAAUUUUCCCACAUUAUAUGAAAAAAAAAAGAUUCAGUGAAAAAUUUUAUUCUUAAAAAAAAGCAAUAUUUGUUUCUAUUCUUUAUCAACUUUAAUAUUCCUUUUGUUUACAAAAAAUGUUUUUAAUUUUCUUUAAUAACCAACAAUAAUUACUCACAUUUGUAACCUAAGUGAACAGUAAUAGCAAAUGCAUUUUCUUAAUAAACUUAUGACUAUUUGUGCUCUC